This is a messenger RNA of Patella vulgata (common limpet), 8347 nucleotides long. Its product is annotated as probable C-mannosyltransferase DPY19L3. Lineage: Eukaryota; Metazoa; Mollusca; Gastropoda; Patellidae. The record is from RefSeq and is a predicted model, not a curated record. Gene Ontology annotation, molecular function: mannosyltransferase activity. Gene Ontology annotation, cellular component: nuclear inner membrane. The transcript has 18 exons. Bases 190 to 2328 code for a protein of 712 amino acids.
UUUGACAGGUUUUUUCACCUGGGUUUUCUCUUCAUUAAAUUUUAAGAAGUAAUUGGCAGAUUUAGAUUUAAUUAUUUUGAAUAAGAAAAAGGAGCCAGCGCAUGGAAACUAUUGCCAUGCAAACGUUUAGAUUUUAGACUAAAAAAGCAAAACAUUUUGUCAAAAUAAAGUCUCGCCGAAAAAUUCGAUAUGUCUGAACCAGAAGUAAGAAAGAGAAAACAGAAAACAGUAGUAACGAAAGCUGAAUAUGAAAACUAUGUAAAUACUCUAUAUAACAAGCAAGUUAAGAAGGAGUUACCUACCCCAUCAAGAUGGUCAAACGUAUCAUUAUGUAGUUGUCUGGUUGGUGUGGUUUUAAUGGUAAUCUGUGGUUUAGUUAAUGCAUGGUAUUUAUCAACUCUACAUGAAAAUACUCUCUGGUUUACAAAUAUACAGGAGGUGGAGAGAGAAAUCUCAUUCCGAACAGAAUCUGGUUUAUUUUAUUCCUAUUAUAAACAAUUGGUGAAUUCAAAAUCCAUUUCAAAAGGUAUAGAUGAAUUAGUAAGAGAUAAUUUAACAGAGUAUCCAUCUACUAUAAAUGUUUUACAAAGAAUGAAUAUAUACCAAGAAGUAAUAUUGGCUGGUUUAUCUAAAUUUCUAGCUGUAAAGAUACCACCAAUAUUUUUUUAUGCAAAUUUUGUGUUUGGUCUGCAAGCUGUGUUGGUAGGAGCUUUGUUCUUUCUUAGUUGGAUGUUAAGUGAUAACUGUUUGACUGGUGUAUUGACUGCCAUAUUUUAUGCAAUUAAUCGAGAUAAUACAACAAGGGUUGAAUUUACAUUAGCACUACGUGAAUGUUUUGCUCUACCAUUCCUGUGGGUACAGAUUGCCGCUAUAUCUUAUUUUUUCCGUAAAGAUAUAACUCGAGGUGGGGAGAGAUUAGUUUUAUUAUUUGUUGGUUCCAGUACAUUUUUGUUCUGUUUGUGUUGGCAAUUUAACCAAUUUAUCAUGUUAUUACAAGCUUUUUCCUUAUUUGGUGUUUGGGUUUUAGAAGUUGUACCGCCAUAUAAGAUCAGAAGAGUGAUGUUUAUGCAGUUAUUAUCGUUUUUAACAUUAUAUUAUUUACAAUAUUUUAAUCCCAUGAUAAUCGGUGGUUUAUUUAUCAGUUUUAUAGCGGCGUUUUACAUACUCAUGUUUAUUAGGGGUAACUAUCCAGCACCAUGUGGUGUGGUAUAUAAGUUGUUUAAAGUGAUAUCAUACAGUAUAGCAGUGUUAAUAUUAACAUUUAUUAUCAAUACAACAAUAAAGUGGUAUAUUGAACUUGAUGCUGAUGAACACAUAUAUAAAUUUGUUUUAAACAAAGUUGGUUACGGUAAUCCAAGAGAUUUUGAUUCACGUUUAUAUUUAUGUUUGGAUAUAUUUAGAAGUUUACCAGCCGCCAUUUAUAUUGGUUUAUCAAGAGGAGUUAUCUUCCCUAUAUAUGUUAUUGCCCAUACUGUGUUACUUACUUUACUUGUUUUAACUGUUCUCAGUAGGUGGAGUUCCAAUACAGAAAAGAAAUUAUAUAUACCAGAAGUUCAAGAUUGUUUAUUAUCAUAUCGACCUGAAUUAUGUUUCCAUGCAAUUCAAGCUGUAAUGUUUGGUAUCUUAGCAAUCACAACUAUGAGAAUGAAGUAUUUAUGGACACCAUAUAUGUGUGUUUUAGCUGGAUAUGCUAUAGGAGAUAUGACUUUGUGGAAAACACUGUUGUCAUUCACAUCUAAGGAUAAAAUCAUAAAUGUUGUUCGUUAUACAGUGUGUUUAACGUUUAUAGGAAGCAUAGGAUAUCUGUGGAUGCCAUCAAUACAGCAGGAAUUGUCAGAGUUAAAAGAAUUCUGGGAUCCUGAUACUGUAGAACUAAUGCAAUGGAUAAAUAAGAAUACGGCUAAAACUGCUUCUUUUAGUGGUAGUAUGCAGUUAUUAGCAGGUGUAAAACUAUGUACAGGACGACCUAUAACUAAUCAUCCACAUUAUGAAGAUAAAGAUCUUAGAGAUAAAACCAAACAGAUAUAUCAGAUAUAUGGAAGACGUGAACCUGGUGAUAUAUAUAAUAUAUUAAAGAAAUAUAAAACACAUUAUAUAAUACUAGAAGAUAGUAUCUGUUUGUCACAUAAUACAGAUUAUUGUGCUUUACCAGACAUUAUUGAUCUGGUCAACGGAAUGAUACCAGAUAAAGGAAAGGCAGUACCCGGUUUGAUCGAAAGUAAAGUUCCAAGAUUCUGUGAUAUAAUCAGAUACAAUUCUUCCAAAUAUUCCAAAUAUUUCAAGUCUGUUUUCACAAAUAAGACAUUUAGAAUCUAUCGACUGCUGUAGUGCUAAACUUCUUGUUGAAAUGUCUUACUGCCAAAUUUGAAACUGUUCAAUGUUCAUUCUCCUUAAGGGAAGGACAUUGUUAAUGUUAUCUAUUGUUGAAAUGUCUCGCUUCAAUAUCAGAAACUGUUCAACGUUCACCUCAACUGAAGGACAUUGUCAAUGCUCUAGUGCGUAACGUUUUGAAUCAAAGAUGUGUAUAUUUUUACUUUUGAUUGCCAAAGAGGAGAUUUUAGAUUAGUUUAAUAUGAUUGUUACCAUGUCUCUAGUUUACAGGUACAUGGAUACUUCUGUGCUUUUCUGAAUAACUGCCUCGAUUGUUAGAAAAUUUGAACUUACAACUUUAUUUUUUGUCAAAUUAAGAUUGAACUCCACUUGUGGCUCAUCUAAUAAUUUAGAAGGGUGAUUUUAGAUAUUUUUGAAAUUUUCUGAAAUAUUUAAAGGGACUAUCCCGAUUUCAAGAGAGGCUCUAAAAUAAAUGACGGAGUACGUAUGAAAUUUAAGCUCCAAAAUAUAGAGGAAUGGUGUGUUUACCUUCUCUCAAAAUUCCAGCUCAAAAUAUUGAGUCAUUUGGACGUGAACGUCAAAACUGCUUAUCCGGACACGUAACCCUUUUAAGAUUUCGGGUCAGUUGUUUCGUUGGGUGACCUGAUAAUCGAUUCCCAUUCCUUUAGAGAUCUAUAUAGUGAAUGACCCAUGUGCUCUACUUGAUAACGAUAGGUAAAUUUCACCUACACAUUAUUCUUAUAAAAUAAUAGUCUGGUUUUACCCAGACUCCACAUAAUACAGCUUGCGACACCGGUCUCCGUUUCCAGAGGAAGACUGACGGGUUUAAGUUGUUUGAAAACUUAUCAUAAAUAUUGAGUUAGUUGCUUGGCCCUUAGCUAGAGGAUUUUAAGGGAUUUUAACACAAAAUUAAGCAGUUUUAUUCUCCCAAAAAUAUCGGGAUUAGCCCUUUAACAAAAAGUUUUGAACUCCUUACAUUGAGAUUGAUAACAAGAUUGUAGAAAUGGGUUUGGGCUUUAAGGUAUACUUUGGUGGCUGAGGUGCAAGUUGUCUUGAGUUACCCUUUGAAACUUUAUUUAAGGUAUAUUUUGGCUCCUGAAGUGCCAGACAGCUUUAGUUGUCCUUUAAGUGUGAUUUAUGUAAAUAUUAGGCAACACAAAUAAAAUAACUUGUUUCUCGGGCACCGCCCGCACGCAAAAUUGGUUGCGCGUGCAGUCUAUUUAUUAGUCUUGAUGAAAAAAAAUAAAUAUGUAACGCCCGCCCGCACAUCGACAAGCAAGUCGUAAAAAAAAUAUCCCGCAUGUACCUACAUCCGCCAUACAUGUAUAUCUAUUCAAAUGUAUUAAAACUGAUUCAGAUGAACAUGCUGUUAUUUUUAUCCGAACAAUGGCGAAGUUUGGCAGAUUUGCCUUUUUUAUUGAUAUCGAAAGAACCUCCAUUUUGUAUCACGUGAUAUUAAUUACCUCCCCUGAUAAACUAGAAUUUGAUUCGUGUUAAAAGUCAUUGGCGACAAUAUUUCGAUCAUUCGAUCGUAAUCGGCUCAUUAUUGCCGGCUUCAGUCGGUCCUUGUUUGGAAAAUCCUAUUGAUAAAAUAAUGAACCGUAGAACAGGUUAAUUAAUUAUAGCUAAGAAUACGAUACGAUGACGAUAGUCGUCAUAAUGCAUACCUUAGAAUCUGGGUCAUUAUUAGCACAUUUACGGUAGUUUCGAUAAUCCGGAAAAUAAUAAUUGGAUUACCGAUUUGAUGGUUUUACUGACCAGUUGUUAGUUAGAUUUAAAUAGUCAUUCAAUAUAAACACCGGAUAGAACACCGAAUAUCCUGAGAAACACACCGAAUAUCCCAAGAAACAGUAUUUCCGGCAAUCUCCAAUACCGAUGACACGGUGUGACAUGCAUUGGUUGGAAUUCGGUAAAUAAUUAUAAAUAAACCGGCGAUACUAGAUUUAGUUUUAAAUACUGUUUACCAUGAUUAUUAUUUAUGAUACACCUGGUGAAAGAGGCUUAGUUUUUAAAAAUAUUGUUGUCUUUAUGGAGGGCUAUUACAUAGUCGUAUGGAAUUUUAUUUUAAACCAAUUUCAAUUAUGUGAAUUAAAUAUGGAAAAUUAUUUUCCUUUCAGUCAGUGUUCAGUCUCAGUGUUUUAGUAGACUUGAUUUUGGGUUUAUGUUUUAAGUAUGUACAAUAAAGUUGAAUAUAACGGAAAGCAAAAACGUAAACUAGUAAUGACUUUCUCAUUUAAAAAAAAAAAAAAAGAAAGACCGCCCUCCCGCCCCAACAAUUUUCAGCAAUAGCCAAAUUUUAUUUUGCACCAUCAAUGAGUAAAAAAAAAAAAAGAAACCGCCCUCCCUCCCUACAGUUUCAGCUGUCAGUUGCCCGAGAAACAAGACAUUUAUUUUGUGUGGCCUUAGAUCCCACUGGUUCCAUAUGGACAUUUAAAUUUAUUAUAUGAUUUGUAAAGGUGUUGCUUUUGUUCAAAUAUUGUUGUUUUUAAUCCACAUUGUAUUCAUGUUCACAAACAUUCAACUAAAUUUGACCAUGUUAAUUUUGAUACUAUUUUUAUAUUUUGUUACAUUGGUUUCAUCCUUCCCUUCUGCUUACAAAUCACUGAGGUUUUGGCCAUUAAUCAAAGUAAGAAUAUAUCUAGUCACUGAUAUUGGGUUGUAUUUGCAAAUUUUCAUUUAUUCUAAACCAUGACUCUUUUAAGUCGUCGUGUUUUGAAAUAGAGAGUGAAAUAGAGAGUUGGAAGUUAUAUCGCAACUACUAGGAAGUUUUAAUGGGUCAUAUUUGAUGAGCUAUUUGUCAUUCUUUGGGUAAGAAUACAAUUACAACAUGAUAUAAUGGAUUGCCAUCAAACAAAAAUUUACAAUCUAUCUACUUAUUGUCUUUAAGUGAUCAACUCUAAAGUUAAAUAAAAAACUCCAGUCAUUUCAGAAUUUUCCUAUAUUUUAUUCAUUACCUUGUAUUAAAUUAGUUUCAUCCAUGCAUAACUUGAAGUACAAAUCAAGUACAGAAUGUGGUGCUGGUUUGUGUAUUUACAAGGACUUACAGUUCCCCUCACACCCCUUGUGUUAAUUGGUUAAUUCAAGAAAUGAAAUGAGUUUAACAUCCUGCUUUUCUGCACUAUCCGGGAAAAUUAAAGAUACAUUAUGUAAGAUUUAGAUAAAGAGCUAACCGUUCUUGCUGUAAUAGUUCGAAAAUAGAUAAUGUACAUGUAAAAUGAAUAAUUUGAAAAUUUCAUUCAAAUUAUUCUAUUGUGAGCGAAGAUAUUAGUCUUUGAAGGGUUGACCUGUGCAAUAAUUUCAACCACUGUACUGGUUGUUCAAAGCCAAGUCUUGCUCCUCCAUUAUUAGCCUAAAUCAAAAUAUGGCUGAACUGUUCUAAUCUGUUUAAUAUCGGAGAAAUCUGAUGCCAUCGAGAGUUGAUUAUGCCCUGGAUAAGUUAAUUAAUGUCUAAUUAAUAAUUUAGAAAACAUUUCAGGCCUAAAGAAAGACCUGCGAUAAGCAGAUUUAGCUCUUGCAUAAUGUAUGUUUAAGACCAGGUUAAUUAAAGGAAAAAUAGAUCGUACUGCAUCAUGGAAACUAUUUUAAUACUAGAAAAUGAAUCAAAUAUAAUAAAUCUGUAAUGACUAGACUUCUCCUUUAAAGCUUGUUAAAUCAUUUCAAUUUGUUAAACUAUUAAAUGUACAUAGGAAAUGGUGCUGCUGAUUGUUGAAUUAUUUGAAUGGCUUUAUUUAUUAUAUUAUUCUGUGUUCAUGAAAAAAAGCAUUUAAUACAUUGAUUUAUAAGGUCAUAUUAACAAAAUAUGUUUUGGUUCUCAGACAAUCCUUCCUAAAAAUCGCAUGCAGGAGGGAGGUUUUGGGUUUUUUAUACGGCCACAUUUUCAUGUGGACGUAUUAUGCCGUCGCCCCUGUCCGUCCGUCCGUCCACAAUUGUUUGUGGACUCUCUACAGGUCACAAUUCUUAUCCGAUUUCGACGAAACUUGAAAUAUAGGUUUAUCCCCAAAAGAUCUCAGUUCCUUUCGAUAUUUGCGCAUAUCGGACCGUAACUUCCUGAAUUAUGGCCCCUGAUUGUACGAAAAAUCACGUUUUUAGCUUGUGGACCCUAUAGAAGUCAUAAUUUUUACCCGAUUUAAAAAAAGGGAUUAUUAUAUCACCGUUACACCCUAGGGACGACUCAAUUCGAAUUUCGUGAAAAUCGGCCCAAAAUUGACAGACAAAAUGGCCGCCGUUCGUUCUCAAAUAGCGUAAGAAAAUGGUAUAUCAAGGUUGUGGACCCUAUAGAGGUCACAAUUUUUAUCCGAUUUUGUUGAAACUUGAAAUGUAAGUCUAUAACCCAAAGAUCUCGGUUCUUUUCGAUAUUCGCGCAUAUCGGACCGUAAUUUCCUGAAUUAUGGCCCCUGAUUGUACGCAAAAUCGCAUUUUUAGCUUGUGGACCCUAUAGAGGUCAUAAUUUUUAUCUGAUUUAUAUCACCGUUACACCCUAAGGACGACUGAGUUUGAAUUUCCUGAAAAUCGGCCCAAAAUUGACAGACAUAAUGGCCGCCGUUCAUUCUCAAAUAGCGUAAAAAUAUGGUAUAUCAAGCUUGUGGACCCUAUAGAGGUCACAAUUUUUAUCCGAUUUUGUUGAAACUUGAAAUAUAAGUUUAUAACCCAAAGAUCUCGGUUCCUUUCAAUAUUUGCCCAUAUCGGACCGUAACUUCCUGAAUUAGGGCCCCUGAUUGUAUGAAAAAUCAUGUUUUUAGCUUGUGGACCCAUUAGAGGUCAUAAUUUUUAUCCGAUUUAAAAAAACGUAUUAUUAUAUUACCGUUCCACCCUAAGGACAGUUGAGUUUGAAUUUUGUGAAAAUCGCCCUAAAAUUGACAAACAAAAUGACCGCCGUUCGUUCUCAAAUAGCGUAAAAAUAUGGUAUAUCAAGCUUGUGGACCCUAUAGAGGUCACAAUUUUUAUCCGAUUUUGUUGAAACUUGAAAUGUAAGUUUAUAACACAAAGAUCUCUGUUCCUUUCGAUAUAUGCGCAUAUCGAAUUGUAAUUUCCUGAAUUAUGGCCCUUGAUUGUAGGAAAAAUCACUUUCUUGUUAGCUUGUUCUCUAUCCAUCUCUCGAAAAUAUGGGCGUAUCCUGCCUGGCAGCCGCUGGUUUUAUUUUGUGUUCUCAUGAACUAUCACAUUUUAAGGCACUACAGUACACACAUAUCUCAUAAUGUUGUUUAUAUAAAGGUAUAUGAUUGUCAGUAACAUUUAUCAGGGUUGAUGUUUGAGCCUAAGGUACAUUUCUGAAUUCAUUCAAAUUAAGAGUUAAUUCGUGAAACCAGAAGCAAACAUUUCCGAGGGGUUAUCAAUGAGACUGUUUUUCUUUUGGGGGGGGUGGGGAGCCACGGUGGCUAGGUUGUUAAGACGCUGGCUCGCUAGCCUGGAGGUCGGGUGUUCGAUCCCUGCAUUGGCUGAGAAAGUUCAUCCAGAUUUUCCGACGUGGUUUCCCCUUGUCAGUGGUGCAGAACGGAGGGCCUGACAAGAACAGCUGUCUAGUCCUUCGGAUGAAAUGAAAAACCGAGGUCCCGUGUAUAUAUUGGAAUGCACAUAAAAGAUCCCCUGGCAGUUGGAAUUUGAUAUAAGAGUAGGCGAUAGUGCCACUGCCCGGGCAAAAUUUACCUCAUAGCACACUGUAUGGCGUAUGCCCGUCUUCAUUAGCCCAGUAUAUCAGCAGAACAGUAGGACGUUAAACCCCAUUUCAUUUCAUUUCUUUUGGGGUUUUUUUUAAACAUAAAAAAGGGUCAUGCUAUGCAGGAAUGUCUGAGAAACGAAUUUUUUUUUUUAUACGGCCUAAAGUUAUAUGGUAUUGGGUUGAACAAUACAUGUUAGAGCAUUGAAAAUCAAAUUUGUUAAGAUGACUGUUUUUUUGUUUAUGUGUAUUUUAUUGACCACAUUAUUUAUGAAUGUCUCCAUAUUUUAAUACGCAUUUGCUUUGUUUAAAGGAAUUGUUUUUAAUUUAAGGUUUUUUCACAAUAAAGUAUAUAUAUAUCUA